CCUCGAUGCCCUCUACAGCAGUCAGCACGAUGUACGUGCAUGCACGACGUUAUAUAUCAGUCGAGCCCCCUGUUUUCUCGAGCGUGCUUUGAACGUUCGGCAUACCACGGUCGCAUCCAAAUUCUGAAUCAUGACGGACGCCUUCCUUGCUACCCUCAAGGCAAACGAGUCAACGCGCAUCCAGACCGCAAUUUCCAACGCUGCCGCAAACUAUGGCGGAAGAUGCCAGGCUGUGGCAUAUCACAGUGACCGCGGUUUUUACGUCGAUUUGAAGUGGAAGGAUCAAAAUUGGGCGGCCGGCCUGAACGAGUUGCAUAUCGAACGCAACCAGGACAUCGCCGUGGAGGGCUGGUACGGCGGGGAUGGUAGGAUAGGGAUGAACAACAAUAACGCCAACGGAAAUUUUUUCAUGGGUUCGACUUGGUUGGCCAUCCCUAAGGAGGACCCUCGUCUACAAUGCGGCACUACGCAUAUUAGCUAUGCCAAUAUGUAUACGAAGAGAAUCCAGUUCGACAAGCCGUUCGUCGAGCAACCCAAGGUAGCGGUUUUCUUCCGUAGCUUGAAGCUCAAGCAAGGGCAAACCGGGGACAUGCCAGGCGGAGCAUGGAGAGCAUCGAUCAGAUGCAGAAACGUCGACCGUGGUGGAUUCGAUAUUAGCCUAUCUACGAACAGGCAGGAUACCGAGGCAGACAUCGACUGGAUCGCGCAUCUCACUGCCGAUCCCACGAUCAAGAGCGGGGAUUUUCACUGCGUGUUGACAGACUGCACCUCUCCUUUCGAAUACCCCUGUGACUUCUCGGACGGCCCGAUGCCUAAGAGUCCUGAUAUCGUCAUUCGUGGAUGGAGCGAAAUUUCCGUCAAAUCAGGGGACGACCUCAAAUGCAAACACGAUCAGAAGGACGUCAGCGAGGAAGGUUUCAACUGGGUCAUGGAGGAUUUCGUCGGUAAUAGUACGGAAACGCUUGGCGGCAAUUGGGUGGCCAUGAUGGCGUAGAACGCAAGAUAACGCUGGUUCAUGAGCGUCGUUGUAUUACGUAGCAGAUCCUAUUGUCGGGUUUUCGGUCUGUUCACGUGUGGCCUUUACGUUUGGACGGUAUCGACAGUGUAUAAUACACGAGGUUGAAGUAAUA
Messenger RNA from Filobasidium floriforme, 1130 nucleotides. RefSeq lists its product as uncharacterized. The record is from RefSeq and is a predicted model, not a curated record. Gene Ontology annotation, biological process: cell adhesion. NCBI's taxonomy places the organism in Eukaryota, Fungi, Basidiomycota, Tremellomycetes, Filobasidiales, Filobasidiaceae. Gene Ontology annotation, molecular function: carbohydrate binding. The coding region runs from base 131 to 994 and encodes 287 amino acids. The transcript has 2 exons.